Sinocyclocheilus rhinocerous is the source of this 852-nucleotide messenger RNA. Its product is annotated as phosphatidylinositol 4-phosphate 3-kinase C2 domain-containing subunit gamma-like. The record is from RefSeq and is a predicted model, not a curated record. Gene Ontology annotation, biological process: phosphatidylinositol-mediated signaling; phosphatidylinositol-3-phosphate biosynthetic process; phosphatidylinositol 3-kinase/protein kinase B signal transduction. Gene Ontology annotation, molecular function: 1-phosphatidylinositol-4-phosphate 3-kinase activity; 1-phosphatidylinositol-3-kinase activity; phosphatidylinositol binding. Lineage: Eukaryota; Metazoa; Chordata; Actinopteri; Cypriniformes; Cyprinidae. The transcript is spliced from 5 exons. Bases 56 to 850 code for a protein of 264 amino acids. Gene Ontology annotation, cellular component: cytoplasm; plasma membrane; phosphatidylinositol 3-kinase complex.
CACACUCACACACAGUCACUCACACACACACACACAGUAUAUUUCUUCUUCACUGAUGUCUGCUCUUGGCCACAGCGCCGGUGUGAGGUGUGUUUGUCUCUCGUCUGACCUUCAGGCUGUAAUGAACUUCCUUCACUCCUGCGCCGGCUGGUGUGUCGCCACAUUCGUUCUGGGCAUCUGCGACCGUCACAACGACAACAUCAUGAUCAAACACAGCGGCCACAUGUUCCACAUCGAUUUCGGGAAGAUCAUGGGCAAUGCGCAGAAGUUCGGUAGCAUCAAGAGGGACCGGACGCCCUUCAUCUUCACGCCGGAGAUGCAGCGCUUCAUCACGGGCGGCGGCGAGAAUCCACAGCGCUUCCACCGCUUCGUUGAGCUGAGCUGUGACGCGUACAACAGUCUGCGCAGAUGCUCUGCUCUGGUGCUCGGUUUGCUGCAGCUGAUGCUGGCGGCCGGUAUGCCUGAGCUGAAGGACGUCCGGGACCUACAAUAUGUUCACAACAAACUGAGGCCUCAUGACUCGGAGCUGGAAGCCACUUCAUAUUUUACCAAAAAAAUUAAAGAGAGCAUGGAGAGCUUCCCAGUCAAAUUAAACUUCCUCAUCCACAAUAUGGUGCAGUUUUCCUCCGUCAAACGUUCAGAAGCGCCGGCUAAGAGCCAGAUCUCCUCCAACACCAACAUUCAGGAGGCCGUGAUCCAGAAAUAUACAGUGAACGGCAAAGAUGUGACGUACGAGCUGAAGGUGACCAUUGAGGACGGAUUCCUCGUCGUUCAGAAGAGCUUUGCUCAGUUUGAGAUGCUCCACAAGCUCCUGCAGAAGCACUUCAUCGAGUCCACGCUGCCAAAGUAAGA